Molecule: messenger RNA, 2271 nt
Organism: Caenorhabditis elegans
Lineage: Eukaryota; Metazoa; Nematoda; Chromadorea; Rhabditida; Rhabditidae
Gene: ddx-17
Product: RNA helicase
Cellular component (GO): P granule
Molecular function (GO): nucleic acid binding; hydrolase activity; nucleotide binding
Source: RefSeq, marked reviewed
GGUAAAACAACCGAAUUUCGUCGAAAAUUUGGGUCUCUUCAAUCCGUCCGUUCUCGUUUGCUACUCGUUUUCUCAGCGCUGCGAAUCAAUUUAAAACUUGUAAUUCGUCAGCGCGUGCUUCUGUAUCAAAGGAAGACGAGCCAAACGAGAGGUCUACUAAUCGAAGUCGAUAUUUAUUUUCGCAGCAGCCGUUGCACGACCAGAAGUUCGCAUUUCAAACUCAUAUAAAAAAGACAAUGGGAGACAGAGGAUACGGAGGUUCUAGAAGCUAUGGAGGAAGCAGCGGUGGUGGAUCCCGCGGAGGAUAUGGAGGUGGAGGCCGUGGUGGCGGCGGCGGAGGAUACAGCGGUGGUCGUGGUGGUGGAUAUGGAGGAGGUGGCGGUGGAGGCUACGGAGGAGGUGGUUAUGGCGGCGGUGGCCGUGGAGGAGGUCGUGGAGGAUCCAAUGGUUCAGCUGGAGGACGCCUUCGCGAUGUCGACUGGUCUGCCGAGAACCUUACUCCGAUUGAGAAGGAUUUCUAUCACGAGAAUGCAGCCGUAUCCCGCCGUGAGCAGUAUGAGAUUGAUCAAUGGGUAUCAGCAAAUCAAGUUACUCUCGAAGGCCGUGGUGUCCCACGCCCGGUUUUCGAAUUCAACGAGGCACCAUUGCCAGGACAGAUUCACGAGCUUUUGUACGGAAAGUUCCAGAAACCAACAGUUAUUCAGUCAAUCUCCUGGCCGAUUGCCAUGAGCGGACGUGAUAUUAUCUCUAUCGCCAAAACUGGUUCCGGAAAAACACUUGCCUUCAUGCUCCCAGCUCUCGUCCACAUCACAAAACAGGCUCACCGUCAACGCGGAGAAGGACCAGCCGUUCUUGUUUUGCUUCCAACUCGUGAAUUGGCUCAACAAGUUCAAGAAGUAUCAAUCGAUUUCUGCCACUCGUUAGGACUCAAGAUGACCUGUCUCUUCGGAGGAGCAUCCAAAGGACCACAAGCUCGUGAUCUCGAGCGUGGAGUUGAUAUCGUUGUUGCCACUCCGGGACGUCUUCUCGAUUUCCUUGAUAACGGAACUACCAACAUGAAGAAGUGCUCUUACUUGGUUCUUGAUGAAGCCGAUCGUAUGCUUGAUAUGGGUUUCGAACCACAAAUCAAGAAAAUCAUCGGACAGAUUCGCCCAGACAGACAAACACUCAUGUUCUCCGCCACAUGGCCAAAGGAAGUUCGUGCGUUGGCUUCAGAUUUCCAGAAAGACGCUGCUUUCCUCAACGUCGGAUCCCUUGAGCUCGCUGCCAAUCACAACAUCACACAAGUCGUCGAUAUUCUCGAAGAACAUGCAAAGCAAGCCAAACUCAUGGAGCUCCUCAAUCAUAUCAUGAAUCAAAAGGAAUGCAAAACCAUUAUUUUUGUUGAGACAAAGCGGAAAGCCGAUGAAUUGACUCGUGCUAUGCGUCGCGAUGGAUGGCCAACUCUCUGUAUUCACGGUGACAAAAACCAAGGAGAAAGAGACUGGGUUCUUCAAGAAUUCAAAGCAGGAAAAACACCAAUCAUGUUGGCCACCGAUGUUGCCGCGCGUGGAUUGGAUGUCGAUGAUAUCAAAUUCGUGAUCAACUAUGAUUAUCCAAACAACUCUGAAGACUAUGUUCACAGAAUCGGUCGUACUGGUCGUAGUGACAAAAAGGGAACCGCCUACACUUUCUUCACUCAUACAAACGCUUCCAAGGCAAAGGAUCUGUUGAAGGUUCUCGAUGAGGCUAAGCAGACUGUUCCACAAGCUCUUCGUGAUAUGGCAAACCGCAGUUACGGAGGUAGCAACUCAAGGGGUCGCUAUGGAGGUGGUGGUUUCCAGAAGAGAGGAUACGGAGGAAACGAUAACUUUGCUCCAAAGAGGCCACGAUAUGACAACGGAGGAUACGGUGGAGGCAGCGGUGGAGGUGGCCGAUGGUAGACGAUCUACAUAUCUUCUCACUCACUUCCGACAUUUAAACGAUAAUUCAGAUCUCGUUCGUUCGGUUUUAAUGGAACUCUGAACUUCUCCUCAUUUUUAUUCUUUUUUACUUUUUACUUUCUUACUCUUUGUUUUUUUGAGCGUUGUGCCCAUAUUUUAUUUUUGUUUUAAUCAGUAACUGUCAUCUCCCUCCAAACUUUUAAUAAUAUCCAUCUAGUUUUAUCAUUGCGUUUUGUGUAACUCGGCUGCAAUGGAAACAGUUUUGUUUCAAAGAUUGUUUCUUUAAUAUAAGAUCUUUUGAAGAAAAUAAAUAUUGAUGUUGAUGGAAAAAAUUGAAAUAUAUUUUUGU